Messenger RNA from Scheffersomyces stipitis CBS 6054, 746 nucleotides. RefSeq lists its product as uncharacterized. Gene Ontology annotation, cellular component: endoplasmic reticulum-Golgi intermediate compartment; endoplasmic reticulum; COPII-coated ER to Golgi transport vesicle. The transcript has a single exon. Bases 57 to 704 code for a protein of 215 amino acids. The record is from RefSeq and is a predicted model, not a curated record. Gene Ontology annotation, biological process: intracellular protein transport; protein retention in ER lumen; endoplasmic reticulum to Golgi vesicle-mediated transport. NCBI's taxonomy places the organism in Eukaryota, Fungi, Ascomycota, Pichiomycetes, Serinales, Debaryomycetaceae.
CAAACGAGUGCAAGUUGUGUUUGUAGUCCAAGUCUGUUCGUGAAUAUAGAAUUGAUAUGCAACUCUUUUCGUGUUUGUUUCUGCUUUUGGCAGUUUCCCAGUUGAUUCUGGCUUCUGCCAUCACAUUCAUAUUGGGAGCACAGCAAAAACAGUGCUACUAUGUUUUCACCAGCAAGCCUGAGACCCAGAUUGGGUACUAUUUCGCCGUUCAAGCCGGUGGCCAGUUCGACGUUGACUACACCAUCAAGAAUCCCUCUGGCGAAAUCAUUGUUUCUGAAGAUAAACAGAGACAGGGUGACUUUGUUUUCACCGCUCACGCUGUAGGUGAAUACGAGUUCUGCUUCGCCAACGGCAUGUCGACCUUUGCUGAAAAGGUCGUCGAUUUCGAAAUCAAGUUUGAAAACGACGACAAUGCCAAUAGCUUCAAGGCAUCCAUGCCACAACAACCCAACACCAAGCCUAUUGCCCAUGUUGAAAGUAUGCAAAAGGUUGUGGACAAGAUUGACGAACAAUUGGAUGGUCUCUCGAGAACAUUACAGUACUACAAGACCAGAAACAACAGAAAUCAGGCUACCGUCAAGUCCACGGAAAACAGAAUAUACUACUUCUCCAUUUUCGAAGUGUUGUUGAUGGUGGGUAUGGCCUUCUUGCAGAUCACUAUUGUCCAGUUCUUCUUCAAGGGCUCCAGAAAGCAGUUGGUCUAGAGGUUAUGGCAUUGUACAGUUAGUCUAAUCGAACAAAAGAUC